This is a messenger RNA of Metarhizium brunneum ARSEF 3297, 195 nucleotides long. RefSeq lists its product as uncharacterized. The record is from RefSeq and is a predicted model, not a curated record. Lineage: Eukaryota; Fungi; Ascomycota; Sordariomycetes; Hypocreales; Clavicipitaceae.
AUGCUCUUGGCAAACUUGCUUGUUCUUGCAACGGCCGCUGUAGGCGCCGUCGCCCAAUACGACGACGUUCAAUACGACUACGACGAAGCGCAGUCCAUCCCAAAAACAGCAGCUGAGAUCUACGAGAACGAAACGUGCUCGGGUUCUCCAGCUAUUACUCUUUUUACUGAGUGUAGCAACCUUGAUCUUAGGUAG